CACUGCGAUUCGCACCUUGCAAUAAUACACAUAGUCUACAUAUAUACUUCCCUUCCUCCCCUCUUCCUCCUCCUCCUCCUCCUCCUCCUAAAGCAGCUUGCUGUGCACGAUCAGAUCCUUUGUAAUUGGGAUCUGUUGACCCUUGUUCAUCCAACACUACUCGAUCAGGGGUCCCAAUAUUCCAUCACUUUUCUCGCUCUGAUCUCUGAAGCGGUGUGAUAUAUGCCUCACGGGACACAUCCUACAGGAACGAAAAAACACAGUAUAGCUCAUAGUGAUACGCGACGCCAAAAGGAUGUCUGGAGAUCCAACGGCGGUCUCAAACGGGUCAGGGGAGGGUACGGUCGCAACGAGCCCAGACCCAAAUGCGCAUACGACCGACGAUCAUCCAUCCACGAGAGAUCGUCCGGGAAUGACGCGCACAAGCAGGACACGUUCUGGCGAUCUGACUGGAUUGGCGGCUGUCUCACAUUCGACACACUCCUCCACAACGAGUGCAAUGCCCGCAACAGCCGCGAUCAUGGAUACCAACACAGACAGCGAUAAUAUCUCAACAACUCAGUCCUCCACGGCUCGCUCGAAUGGCGGUGCACGGGGACCCCUCGGUCCUCGACCAGGGGUGUAUCGCCCUUGUGCACGGUGUCGUGUCAAGAAGACGAAAUGCGAUAGGUCGAAACCAAUUUGCUCGAGCUGUGUCAAGGCAGGACCGGACGUGAUCUGUUUAUACGACAACGACGAGCUCACAGAAGCAUAUGACAGUACCAGUGGAGCAGGAUUAGCCACUGCUGUGCUGCCAAUGUCCACCCCAGCAACAGAAACGAAGAAGGGCUCGGAUCAUCAGAGCAAGAAGGCAACAGCAGCGGAAGGACCACAUCGAGGGAGAAAGGUGGUAGGCGUAACUGCUGCAACGACAUCAGCACCCAGGUCUUCAAACGGUCAUACAACACGAGGCGGUGGCGACAAUAGCAAUAAUAACACUAAUGGUGCCAAGUCGGUAACGGCCUUUUCAUCGCAAGCUUCGUCAGGCGGCAAGAGAUCAGGAGAUGUACCGCCACCUAGUAAAAAACUUAAGACUGGCGCUGGAUCUUCAGACACAAUUAAGCCGAGUCCUCUGCGUAGUUCUGUUACAAGCAUCCGCAUUUCAACCGCCAAACUUCUUACGUUCGACUCAAAGGAAACAGAAUCAGCGCUUG
Gamsiella multidivaricata is the source of this 1193-nucleotide messenger RNA. RefSeq lists its product as uncharacterized. The transcript has 2 exons. Gene Ontology annotation, molecular function: DNA-binding transcription factor activity, RNA polymerase II-specific; zinc ion binding. Gene Ontology annotation, biological process: regulation of DNA-templated transcription. The record is from RefSeq and is a predicted model, not a curated record. The annotation marks the transcript as partial. NCBI's taxonomy places the organism in Eukaryota, Fungi, Mortierellomycota, Mortierellomycetes, Mortierellales, Mortierellaceae.